Messenger RNA from Penaeus vannamei (Pacific white shrimp), 2560 nucleotides. Its product is annotated as short/branched chain specific acyl-CoA dehydrogenase, mitochondrial. Gene Ontology annotation, molecular function: flavin adenine dinucleotide binding; acyl-CoA dehydrogenase activity. The record is from RefSeq and is a predicted model, not a curated record. Gene Ontology annotation, cellular component: mitochondrion. Lineage: Eukaryota; Metazoa; Arthropoda; Malacostraca; Decapoda; Penaeidae.
CCGAUCAGCUGUUUUGUUAUUGGUACUCCUGACCAGGUUGAAUGAUGGCAGCUACGUUUGGUCGCUUCAGCAAAGCUCUUGUGACGUCCAGCCGAGGCUUCCUAAGGCCUCGAUGGCUCCAUUCAGCUUCGGGAGUAGGCCCUUGGCAACAGAAAAAUGUGCCUCAGCUGGAAGAGACACUUGGAUUCCUCCCCUCCCCCCUCACUGUGCUUUCUGAUGAGGAGCUUAUGAUGAAAGAAACAGUGGCAAAAUUUGCUCGUGAACAAGUUGCCCCCCUAGUAAGCAAGAUGGACGAAGAAGGCUGUUAUGAUCCGUCACUUGUAAGAGGCAUGUAUGAAAAUGGGUUUAUGGCCAUUGAGACUGAACCUGAGUAUGGAGGCUGUGGAUCAACAUUUUUUGUGGCAAAUUUGGUUAUUGAAGAGUUAGCCAAGGUUGACCCAUCUAUAAGCUUGUUAUGUGACCUCCAGAACACACUUUUCAACACUUUAUUCCGCAAAUAUGGCACAGAAGAACAAAAGCAAAAGUACCUCCCAAAGCUGGCCACAGAAAUGACAGGAAGCUUCUGUCUCUCUGAGGCAGAAUCAGGGUCUGAUGCCUUUGCAUUAAAGACUGUGGCAGUGAAAGAUGGGAGCAACUAUGUCAUUAAUGGUUCCAAAAUGUGGAUAUCUUCAGCACCACAGGCUGGUGUAUUCCUUGUGAUGGCAAAUGCCAAUCCUUCUGCAGGCUACAAAGGUAUCACCUGCUUUAUCAUUGAUGCUGGAACCCCUGGCUUAUCAAUUGGCAAGAAAGAGGAUAAGUUAGGUCUCAGGGCCUCUAAUACAUGUGCAGUACAUUUUGAUAAUGUUGUGGUACCUGAAGAAAAUAUUCUUGGAGAAUUUGGACAUGGUUAUAAAUAUGCCAUUGGGAUGUUAAAUGAGGGACGUAUAGGUAUUGGUGCCCAAAUGGUUGGUUUGUCUCAGGGAUGCCUCGAUGCCACCAUUCCAUACCUGCUUCAGCGUAAACAGUUUGGGAAAGCUCUGUUUGAUUUCCAGGCUGUGCAACAUGCAGUAGCAUACCUGGCUACAGAAAUUGAAUGUGCAAGACUACUUGUGUAUAAUGCAGCUCGACUGAGGGAAGCAAAACAACCUUUCAUUAAACAAGCUGGAAUGGCAAAGCUUUACAGUUCAGAGGUGGCCACUCGUGUUACAUCCAAGUGUGUGGAGCUUAUGGGUGGUGUUGGUUUUACCAAAGAUUACCCAGUUGAGAAGUUUUAUCGAGACUGCAAAAUUGGCACAAUUUAUGAGGGAACAUCACAUAUUCAGUUGAACACUAUUGCAAAACUUGUUGCGCAAGAUUAUGUAGCAUAAUUAUUGUAACAAAGAAAGGAUAAUGUUUUGCAUAUAUUUAGGAUGUUAUAGCUUAGAUUGAUUGUGACAAAAUAUAAUUAAAAUUCAGCCAAACAUUUUCCUUUACUUUUAUCAUGAUCUUAUGAUGUUAUUUGAUCAAAUAUAGAGAAUGUAACUGAACAUGCUUUGUGAUGCAUUGAUUCAGAAGGUACUGUAGUAAUAUCCUAGACAUGGGAUUGUUUUAUGUUGUGAUAUUAUAUAUUAAGUUAAAAAUAUUAAUACAUUAACUAUGGGUUGGUAUGAAUGAUUUAAACUUUCAUUUAUUAAAAGAGAAACGACAAAUAAGCAUAAAUAUUUCCUAUUUAGUGCAUGCUACUUGGUGGUAGUUGUUUUAUUAUUGGUUAUUACUUUGAUUAAUGUACUAAUAUUCGGUCAACCCUUAUUCUCAAAACCUACUCACACUAGCACUUUUUCUUUAAUUUGUUACUGUUUAGCUUGAAUUUGACUUUUUACAAGGAAGUGGAUAUGUAUGAAUUGAAACAAUUUGUCAAUCUGAUAGGUUUAAGCCAUUUGCAUAUACAAAGGUCAUAUGGAAGCGCAGAAAUUAAUGGAAAACUGCUAGGAUGAUAGGGCCUUUAGAAUUAUGAAUAGUACCUGUUAGUUUGUAGAGUAUUCAUUGUAUGUAGAGAAACGUUUGAAUGAGAAUAACUGUCUUUACAGUGCAAGAUAUGUGUUUGACUGGUUUCAAUUAUAUCCUCAUCAGAAAAUGCAUACAUCAGCAAGAUUAUGAAGCAUACAUGUAUCAGACAUGAGCUUAAAAAAACUGAUAUCUGUUACCUGUCAGUCAUUACUUGUAUACUUGUUGCAACGAGCUUGGAUAAUUUGAAAUGCAGUGUUUACAUGCUCCUCCGUCUCAAUGUGUGAAGCUUCAGUUAUUUUAAUUUUUCAUUACAUCAAAUGAAUUUUAACUCAAAUAUGCCAGGUGGUUCUUCAUCUCAUAUCUGAUAUGUAUGUGGUAUGUAUUUCUGAUAAAAAUGCAAUAAAAACUGGUCAGAUACAUAUCUUGUAUUGUGAAAAUGUCAGUUUUCAUUCAUAUAAGAAAUAUAUUAGGUUAUUUUUUCAAGGAUUUCAUAUAGACAGUUUUUCUUUGCUGCUGAAAAAAAUAUAUUGUAAUAAUGUUCUCCCCUGACAAUAUAUUGAAUAUACUUACAGAAAAUGAAAUAGUACUUUUCAAA